GGGCGAGGAUGGGGCGGCGCGGCGGCUGGCGGGCGGCGGGGCUGCUGCUGCUGCUGCUGCGGGCGGCCGGCGGAGACGCGCUGCGGGACGAGGCCGAGGCGGCCCCGCCAGGGAACAGCCGGCCCUACGCCGUGCUCCAGACGCAGAACCUGGUUCUGAUGGGAAGUGUCUUUGGCAUCCUGCUCGUCGCCAUGAUCCUGCUGUCUGUGUGUGUGUACAAGCCCAUUCGCCGACGGUAGCCCAGGAGCAGCAUCUUCAGGAGGGCUGGAGGCUGGUGGCUGGAGGGGAGACCCAGCUCCCAACACCAACGCGGGCCAUGUGCUCUGAUACACACUUCAUCUUCAUGCCCAACCAGCUUCUGGGCACGCUGAAGGGGGCUGUGCUUCCUUCCAUCUUCCAUGUAAAAGUUGUUUUGCUCUUGGUC
This is a messenger RNA of Podarcis raffonei (Aeolian wall lizard), 424 nucleotides long. It is a transcript of the gene C13H12orf76, whose product is annotated as chromosome 13 C12orf76 homolog. The record is from RefSeq and is a predicted model, not a curated record. NCBI's taxonomy places the organism in Eukaryota, Metazoa, Chordata, Lepidosauria, Squamata, Lacertidae. The transcript has 2 exons. Bases 9 to 239 code for a protein of 76 amino acids.